GUAAUUUUGGCUUCUUCUUUCUUAAGAUACCUUCGUCAUUCCCAGUUUCAGGAAUUGCUUCAAUUGUUGCAGCAAGAAAUGCCUUAGGGAUUGCAGAAAAUGGCUGUCAUUGCAGCAGUAAUCUCAAACGUUGUUUGGCCAGCCAUAGAACUUGGAAAAUUAAUCUAUCCUCCAAUCAAGCGUCAGUUUACCAAUCUCUGUUGCUUCAAUGGCAAUCUUCAGAGCCUGAGGGAUGCAUCGAAAAGAUUGGAUGAUGCAAGAGAAGAUCUGCAGAUGCAAAUCAUCAGAGCAAAAAACAAUGGUGAACAGAUUGUUCCUCAAGUUCAUACUUGGUUAAAAACUGCUGAUGAGAUCCAAGGCAGUAAGAUUGUAACUGAAGUUGAGGUCCCAAAGGUGGGAAGAGCUUUUCUGAACAUCAAAUCUCGAUUUUCGCUGAGCAAGAAAGCGAACGAGACGGCAGAAUUGAUGAGGAAGCUUCGACACGACUGUCGAUUCGACUCCAUUUCGCAUCCGGCGCUACCUGCUGCAAUGGCGCCAUCGAUCCCAAACGCUCGGGCAUUGGAAUUUGAAUCGAGGAAACAUGUUGAGGCCGAGAUUAUCGAAGCUUUGAGAAGUAAGAAUGCUAAUAUGAUCGGUGUUUGUGGUUUGGGCGGCGUUGGAAAGACGACCAUGGUUAGAACAGUUAUGAAUCGAGCUAAGAAAGAAGGUUUAUUCGACGAAGUUGUGAUGGUGGUUGUCGGCAAGGAAGUCGACUUGUUUAAACUUCAGCAUGAAAUCGCCGAGUUAUUAGGCUUGAAAUUCUCGGUCGAGACGUUAUCAGCUAGAGCGCAUCAACUCUGUUGCAGACUCAUGGAUGAGAAGCGAAAACUCUUGGUUUUGGACGACGUUUGGAAGUCGAUAAGGUUAGAGGAUCUCGGAAUAUCGUGUAACAACGGUUGCAGAGUUAUUCUUACAUCGCGUGAUCGAGGAAUUUUUCGAGCAAUGGAUAUGAACACAUUUUGGGAAGUCCAAAUCUUGCUCGAACGCGAAGCGUGGUCUUUGUUUAAAGAAAAAACCGGGGAUUGCGUCGUCGAUGAAAAUUUGGUUUUGAUAACUAAAGAAGUUGCGAAAGAGUGCAAAGGCCUACCGAUUGCGCUUAUAACAGUCGGGAGAGCGUUAAAAGAUCAAAGAAGCAAGCCGGUUUGGGAACAUGUACUCGAUCAAUUAAGAAGCGCAAAUCCGGAAGACAUUCGCGACGUUAUUGCAGAAGUUUAUAAUCAUCUCAAGUUGAGCUACGAUUUUUUGGACAACAAGAAUGCGAGAUCGUUGUUCUUGCUCAGUAGCUUGUUCCCCGAAGAUUCGAACAUUUAUCUCGAGCAUUUGACUUGGUAUGCUAUGGGGUUAGGGGUGUUUGAAGGAAUCCGAAACAUGAAAGAGGCGAGGAAUAAAGUGCACGCGUUGGUCGACAUACUUAAAGAUCGUUUCUUGGUACUCGACGGCCGCGACGAGCAUCACGUGAAAAUGCACGACGUUGUCCGCGACGUUGCCGUGUUCAUCGCAUCGAAGGAAGGGUGUGUUCAUCUCAGUUCGACGAAUUGGCUGCUCGAACACCGCGACUGCACUUGGAUAUCGGUGAUUUCGAAGGACUCGACGGAGACUUCUUCAACUAUUGAUUUUCGGAGGCUUAACCUCUUGUUCGUCGAUAAUUCCGACGACAUCGAAUACCAAUUGGACGAUCGGUUCUUCGAAGGAAUGCGAAUGCUAAAGGUUCUGUUUUUAAGAUCCUUCUGGCUGCAUUCGCUCCCGCGUUCGAUCGAAGUUCUAAAACAUCUCCAUACGUUGCAUUUAGACACUUGUACGAUGAAGAGCAUCGCGAUCGUCGGCGAGAUGUUGAGCCUCGAAAUCCUCAGCUUUCGAUCGUGCCACUGGAUCGAGGAGCUGCCGGUGCAGCUCGGGAGGCUGAAUCGAUUACGACUUCUCGAAUUUUCAGAUUGCACGAGCCUUGAAACGAUACAGCCCGGGAUUAUAUCGAGGCUAGCGCGACUGGAGGAGCUGAAGAUGCUGGGGAGUUUUCGGAAAUGGGAAGCUGAGGAAAACGGAAAAAAUCGACGAAACGUCUCGCUCGUCGAGCUUCAAUACUUGACGAACCUCGCGUCGCUAGAGAUCGAGAUCGGUAACUUCUUAUUAGCCGCGCAAGAGAUGUGCGUUUCGCCGAAGAUACAAAAAUUCGAUAUUCGAAUCUACGGAAGAUGGCCGAGCAAUAUAAGUAGUCGCGAAAAGAAGAUGCUUCUCCGAUUGCCCGAGGCGACGACGUUAGGGAAUUGGGUUCGGAAGUUUGUGACGAGGACCGAGUUUCUCGACUUAACGGGAGACGGCUCGCACAGUUUGGACUUACGACAAGUUCUAAACGUGAAAUCGCUCGGGCUAAACGAUUGCUCGACCGUUAGAAAAGUUGUGAAUUCGACGGCAUCGAUCGUUUUCCCUGUUCUUGAGUCGAUGUGGCUUUGUAGGCUUCCUCGGCUCGAGGAAAUUUGUGAUGGCCCGAUCCCGGAAGGAUCUAUUUCUUUCCGGAAUCUAAAAGAAUUGACUCUCGACUGCUUGCCGUUGCUGAGGCAUUUGUGGAAGAGCCCGAACCAGAAUGUCGUGCUCGACAACCUCUGUUUCAUUCAUGUCUGGAUGUGCGACAAUCUUCGAAAUCUAUUCUCGUUGGCGAUGGCGAGGGGGCUUUCGCAGCUCGAAAUGCUCGAAAUUCGAAGCUGCGAAAGGAUGGAGGAGAUCUUCUUGAAUGAAGAUGAGAAUCAUGAGCAAGGUAAAGUUACAUUUCCGAAAUUGAAGAGGCUGUCGUUAGGUGAUCUGCCGAGGCUCGCGACGUUCUUCAAAGGAAUCGAGACGGUGGAGUUUCCUCGGCUGACUUACGUGGAAAUUGACAACUGUCCGAACCUCGCUAGCUUCGCUAGCGACGAGUCGUUUCAUCUCUUUUGCAACCCGAAGGUUUCUUUCGAAAGCUUGAAGGAACUAUACAUUCACUCAUAUGACAAUGUUAGCAAUGCAUGGUGCCGGAAAAUUCCCAUUGGCUUCUUCGGCGAGCUGGAGAAAUUGGUGAUAAACAAUUGCAACAAACUUAACAGCCUCUUUACAUCCUCCAUAGCCGAAAAUCUUGUCAAGCUCAAAGAAUUGACAAUUCAAAAUUGCGUGGAGAUGGUAACGGUGCUUUCAGAUGAUGAAAACGUGCACCAAUGCCUUCGAUUUCCAUGUUUGGAAACGUUGGAACUUCGGUGCCUAAAUUUGAGAAGUUUCUACGAGUCGAGAUGCGAUCUUGAGUUUCCCGCAUUGAAAUAUUUGUCGGUGUUUGAGUGCCCUCAUUUCGAAUGCUUCACCCGGGGAUCCCUAAACACGCUGAUCUUGAAAAUCUUCAAAAUCGACAAUGAAACCAUUGAUAUGGAAAACUCUUGAUGGUUUGACUAUUAACUAUAUGUUAAUUUGCUAUCGUUUAAGAAUGUACGCCAAAUGAAGAAAAAGACGAGGCGGAGGAGCAAUGAGUAAUAGGUACGCGACUCAUUUUAGAUUGAAUUCCUCGGUUACAUGGGUACGUUCCUUCGGGAUUGGUUUGAAUUUGAUCUGUAUUUGAAAUUUUGUGUAGUUUCGGAAAGAUGUGUUCUUUUGGAUUAGUAUGUUUGAUUUGGGUUUGAGGAGCUUAAUGUGUAUUGAUUUGAUAGAUAAUAAAUAUAAUAAUGUAAAUAUGUAUUAAAUUAAAUUAAUAAAAUUAAUGAUCGUGUGA
Messenger RNA from Andrographis paniculata, 3757 nucleotides. RefSeq names its product probable disease resistance protein At4g27220. The transcript is spliced from 4 exons. Lineage: Eukaryota; Viridiplantae; Streptophyta; Magnoliopsida; Lamiales; Acanthaceae. Gene Ontology annotation, molecular function: ATP hydrolysis activity; ADP binding. Bases 100 to 3432 code for a protein of 1110 amino acids. The record is from RefSeq and is a predicted model, not a curated record.